Callorhinchus milii (elephant shark) is the source of this 4533-nucleotide messenger RNA. RefSeq names its product pyruvate dehydrogenase phosphatase catalytic subunit 1 (gene pdp1). The transcript is spliced from 2 exons. Gene Ontology annotation, biological process: protein dephosphorylation. The record is from RefSeq and is a predicted model, not a curated record. NCBI's taxonomy places the organism in Eukaryota, Metazoa, Chordata, Chondrichthyes, Chimaeriformes, Callorhinchidae. Gene Ontology annotation, molecular function: cation binding; protein serine/threonine phosphatase activity. The coding region runs from base 239 to 1870 and encodes 543 amino acids.
CUGUUGUAGGCUGUGCCCGGCGUGGCCAGAGCAGGACAGGGCAGGGCGGCAUGUGUGUGGUGUAGCUGCAGUGCGGAGCGGGGUGGGGGCUGAGGGUGGGGGGGAAACCGGUCGAUGAUUGUUUGGAAACACAGUAAUGCAACGGCCUUCACAGACAGUUUUAUAUCGGGGGACGGACACAUCGCUUGUGUUUUUGUAACGAACGAUUGGCAGAGUUGUCCCCACUUCUACUAGUGAAAUGUUAGUGUCUACACAGUUGUUGCUUCCAGCACUUAGGAAUGUAGAAAUAAGUCGAAGGUGGAUACAUGCUACCGCCAGCUACCAUCAAACUCUCUGGAGUUGCCAAUCAGUACAGGUUGGUCAACAUGCAGCAGACAGAUCUCAGCAGAAGACUGCACCACCCCUCUCAUUAAGGUACAGAAAACUCAAGAAUGCUUUCUGUUGUUCCCAAACAAGGAGCUACAGGACCACAUUUGCACACUUUUACAAACUUACUCCUCAUCAAGUUAACAGCAUCUUGAAGGCCAAUGAGUAUACUUUUAAAGUCUCUGAAUUUGAUGGGAAGAAUGUCAGUUCUGUUCUUGGAUUUGACACGAACCAGUUGCCAUCCAAUUCACCGGUGGAAGACCGAAGAAGUGCAGCUACUUGCCUGCAGACCAGGGGAAUGCUUUUGGGUGUCUUUGAUGGACAUGCAGGAUGUGCUUGUGCACAAAGCCUCAGUGAACGAUUGUUUUACUACAUUGCUGUUGCUUUACUGCCUCAAGAAACCUUAAUAGAAAUCGAGAAUGCAGUAGAAACUGGGCGAGUCGUAUUGCCAAUUCUUCAAUGGCACAAACACCCCAAUGACUACUUCAGUAAAGAGGCUUCCAAGCUGUACUUUGAUAGCCUGCGUACCUACUGGCAGGAACUAAUUGACCUCCAUACCACGGAGAUACCUGAUGAAAAGGAGGCUUUGCUAAAUUCUUUCAAAAGACUUGAUAAUGAUAUAUCAUUGGAAGCUCAAGUGGGAAACAGCAACAGCUUUCUCAACCACUGGGUGUUGCGAGUGGCAUUUUCUGGUGCGACUGCCUGCAUUGCACACGUGGAUGGUGUAGAUUUGCACAUUGCAAAUGUUGGAGAUAGCAGAGCCGUACUCGGUGUCCAAGAAGAGGAUGGGAGCUGGUCUGCACUUACACUGUCUAAUGACCACAAUGCACAGAAUGAGUGUGAAACUAAAAGAGUUCGAUCUGAACACCCCAAAUCUGAAGCAAAAACUGUCAUUAAACAAGACCGAUUGCUUGGCUUGUUAAUGCCAUUUAGAGCGUUUGGAGAUGUUAAGUUCAAGUGGAGCAUUGAUCUGCAGAAGAGAGUAUUAGAAUCUGGGCCAGAGAUGUUAAACGAGAGUGAAUAUAACAAGUUUAUCCCACCUAAUUAUCACACACCCCCCUACCUAACUGCUCAACCUGAAAUUACUUAUCAUAAACUACGACCUCAGGACAAAUUUCUUGUAUUAGCCACAGAUGGUCUGUGGGACGUAUUACACAGACAGGAAGUAAUCAGGAUUGUUGGGGAGCAUCUGACUGGUGUCCAGCUUCAGCAACCUAUUUCUGUUGGUGGUUACAAAGUGACUCUUGGUCAAAUGCACAGCCUAUUAAUGGAGAGAAGAGCUAAUGCGUCACCUUCAUUUGAGGAUCAGAAUUCUGCAACAUAUCUUUUACGAUAUGCAGUUGGUCACAAUGAGUUUGGGGCAAUUGAUCAUAAGCGACUGUCCAAAAUGCUGAGUCUUCCUGAAGAACUGGCCCGGAUGUACAGAGAUGAUAUAACCAUUACAGUGGUGCAAUUCAAUUCUCAUGUUAUAAAUGCACAUUACAAAACUAGUCCAGAAAACUGAAUCUCCCAGUAUCUGGAUGAAAUAGUGGACAAAGUAUGAUAUGCAAUGUUAUGGGACUGGAGUGCAGUUGAAACUGGUGUUUAUAUUUAUUCUUGUAAUAAGCAAAUGUUAGUUUGGUAUUUUUGAUAUUUUGGAGUCCCAAUGUUGGAAACUUUGAUGGUUGCUGUAAGUUAAUAAGUAGGAAAGUUAAUUGUAAGCAAAAUCCUCUGGAAUAAGCCUUCUUCAUAACUUUUUGCCUUGUAAACUUGAGAUCCAGGCUAGUUUAACUGAUGGUAACUAGGCACAAGAGAACUGAAACUGAGACAUUUUUUGUAAAUAUAUAUCCUGCUUUUGUAUCAAUUGCAAGAUUCAUCUCAUAUGAAGUAUUGUUACAUUAUUUUGUGUAUUAAUUGUUUGGGCAUCCAUAUUACAGUACAGAUAAUUGGACUGGAAAGUUAAGUGGCGGAGGUGGCCCUAGUAAUGGUAUAUACAGUACCAGGUUAUUGUUGUUUUAUCAAGUCCCUGCAUUUAGACCACUAAUCCUCCACAAUUUGAGUUCAAUUUAGCGAUUGCUGGAACUCAAACAACAGCAAACCUUUAUGUUUAUCCUAAACUAUUAUCCCUUUAAAACCAAAACUCGGCAUGUUGAUUGUAUAUUUAAAGUGGGUUUCUGUGUUUAUAAGGAUGGUAAAACGAUGGGCAUGGCAGUUUUAAAUUUGUGAACCAUAAAAGAUGAGCUGUAAACUCAGACUGUUUUUGUUGGUCCUAUGGAUUAUGUUCAGUUUAGACAGUGUUUGCCUUAUGCAUGUGUUCUUUUCAAAUCUUUCAAUCUUGCUGUGAACAUUGAGACAGUGAAUUGGUUCAAGGGUUAAUGGUGCAACCCAGCAAUUAGCAGCAUGUCUGGUGCACAUCUUUAUCUUGAUAUGUACGCAGUUUUAACUUGUGUGUUUGCAACGAAAGAACGUCCAGUAUUUGUCUGCUUACAAUCAGUUGUUACAGUUUGUAUGCACUGUUACACAGGAAUGAUGGUUAAAGGUCAGCUCUUUUGUAAAAAAAAGCAUUUUUAAGUUGUAUUUGGAUUGAUUGCACAACUUCAGGUUAAGAACUACAAUUAGCGUUUUAACAGUGGAACUAGUAAUCUCAUAAUUGCAAAAAGUGCUGCGUCUCCAAGACUUGUCUUCCACACCUGUUAAGAGAGUGGGAAAUGCAUUUUGUGUUUUUUUUAAAAAACUUUUUUAUCAUAAAGGAACAAGAAUACUUUUGAAUAUUAUGUUUUUGUUUUGGAGGGAAAUUUUCAGAUUUGUGUGUGGUGUAGUGGCUCCAUUAUCAGUCUUAAGAGCUCCAUAUUUAAAUGGCAAAUGUGAUUUGAUGAGGAAAUGGUGUAUGUAUUACUUGAGGGUUUUCAUUCCAGAUCAUUGAUAAUUUGCAACCAUAUUUGUGAGUCUUUCACUGGUGUUUCACUGCAGCCCAGUCACUGAGUCAUGCUAAGUAAGAUAGGAACUGGCAUCCUCUGUUCACCCACAAAUGCACAGUCACUCCCAAUGUGAAAGGCACUAUACUAAAUGUGAGGAUUAUUGUUAUUAUCCUGAAGAGCAACCACUAAAAUAACUUGCCUUUUAAUCUUUAUUGGUAACUGUUGGACUCUUCAAUAAUGGAAGUAAUAUUGUUUUUUCUUGAUUUUUUUUGUCCAUGGAAGAGUUUCCUUGCAGCUCUGUAAAAGCAUUUUUUGUAAAGCUUUGACUUGCAUAAACGUAAGCUCUGAAAUUUACAAGUACAAUAUUUUACGUUUCAUUUGUCAGGACACCACAUACUAAAUUAACUGGUUAUAAUAUAUAUAGUAUUACAUAUGAUCCCUACCAGUUAAAAAAUAAAGAAAGCUAUUUAUUUUGCUGUGGAAUGGUUGCUCAUAUGGACUUGUUUCUUCGUAAAAUAUGCUGCAUCUGAUCAAGGAGCAGCAUUUUCAAGGAAGUUUUCUUUAUAUGAAUGUACACUGAAAUAUUUCUGUUCACAGAAAUAUAAGGAAUUGUAUAUAAUGAAAUUCUCUUUUUGGUGAUACUGAAUGUUGCUAUUCAUUGAGUAAAAAAAAAUGCCUUCACUUAAGUGUAACAGCUGUUAAAAUGGCUGGGCAUUGUGACUGAAAUGCACAUCUUGGAAAAAGGACAGUGCUAGACUUCCUAAAGAAAAAUAUGAAAAUGAAGUACUUGGAAUUUGCAACGUAUAAUAUAGAAAGUUGAUUGCACGAAAACACAACUGGCUUAAGAUCAACUCUUCUCUAGCCUACAUUGUCUAUGGGACUUGAUUGUAAAAUAUUACCAUUCUUAAAAUGUUGGGUUUUAACGAUAAAACUUCUAUCGUGUACAUUAAUAUUGGACAUUUUGUGGGGUAUCUGUGUACAUGCACUAUAUUGGCAUCUUUUGAGAGCGAUCUAGAAUAUAUUUAGUCUGCAUCAUAUGAUUUCUCUUUCAAUGAAGAAAUUAUAAGCUAUGUAUUGCAUCACAGCUCUUGUUACAUCUAAUGUUUCAGAGUGAGACUUACAGUGAACAGAUGGAUUGUUGUACUUUGUUUGAUGACCAAUGUACUAUAUUGUAUUCUGUUAUAUUCAGCACUUGGCUGCUGACUAUCUUUGCUACAUUGAGAUCAAUGCAUCUUUUGUUGACAAAUAUAUUUAUGGCGUAUUUAAUGAC